AUGGCUGAAACCCCUGAACAACUGCUUGAGAGAUUGAGAUCUCUUGAACAACUUUCGCAACGUAUGGGUUUAGUGUUACAAAACCAAUUAGGGAAUAAUGGUGGAGAGGACCCACAAGCUGCUAUGGCAAAGAAGUUUUUCCCUGAACAUAUUAGGAGGCAGAAAUACAAUGAGUUCACUAGAUUUAACCAGGGAGGUACUAUGUCUGUGCAAGAGUAUGCCCAAAAAUUCAAUGAGUUAGCCAGAUUUUGCCCUAAUGUUGUGCCAGAUGAGAGAGCCAAGGCUCAAAAGUUUGAGGACGAGGCUUAUGCUAAGGCUUCUAAUAUUGAGAGGAUUUUGAGGCGUGAAGAGGAAGUUAUGGGGAGGAAUAAGAGAAAAGAUCCACCUAACAAUCAAAAUAACCAUGAGAAUGACAAGAAACCUAGAUAUGGGGAUAACAAUAGUAAUGGGAGCAAUAAUCACACUAAUGGUGGUGGUAAUUAUCUAGGGAACCGUAGCAAUUACCAAAGUCAGGAGAGAUCAAACCAGCAAGAAUUCCGUACCCAAAAUCCUACUUGUAGGAAGUGUAACAAAAGCCACCCAGGAUUUACUUGUCAAGGAGACCCAAUAACUUGUUAUGCUUGUGGAGAGAAAGGACAUAAGGCUAAUCAGUGUCCCAAGCGUCAGAAUAAUGGACAAAAUGGGAACAAUGGGGGGAAUAAGAAUGGUCAUGGACCUAAUCAGAACCAGAACAACAACAACCGCCCCUAUAACAAUAACAACUCCCAAGGUCAAGCUUCGAAUGCUCAAGGAGGGAAUAAUACUCAGCAUAAUGGGCGUCUCGUUCUUUCAUAG
Beta vulgaris subsp. vulgaris (sugar beet) is the source of this 834-nucleotide messenger RNA. RefSeq lists its product as uncharacterized. Gene Ontology annotation, molecular function: nucleic acid binding; zinc ion binding. Bases 1 to 834 code for a protein of 277 amino acids. The transcript is spliced from 4 exons. The record is from RefSeq and is a predicted model, not a curated record. Lineage: Eukaryota; Viridiplantae; Streptophyta; Magnoliopsida; Caryophyllales; Amaranthaceae.